Molecule: messenger RNA, 433 nt
Organism: Drosophila persimilis
Lineage: Eukaryota; Metazoa; Arthropoda; Insecta; Diptera; Drosophilidae
Gene: Xport-A
Exons: 2
Coding region: 60-425 (121 amino acids)
Source: RefSeq, a predicted model, not a curated record
AUAGGACGAUCCGAGGCGCAGCUCUUGGCGGCUGACCAAACUGCUGUGUGGUGGAUGCAAUGAAAUCGAAGAAAUCUGCCUUUGCCAACACUUCGACGGGCUACGGCAGGCACAAGCACAGCGGACACGGCAAGGGUCACGGACACGGCCAGGCACAGUCCGGCAAGGAUAAGGCCGAGGGCGGCGGCAAAGGCAAGUCCCGAGAGGUCAAGGAUCAGCAUGAGGUGAAAGAGGAGCAGGACAAGGAUUUGAAUUCCGGGUUCGGCGACUAUCUACGCACACCGGAGGCAUUUGAAAUGAUGAAACUGUUUGUUUUUGCCAAUACGAUUAUGUUGAUUGUCACCAUGGCCUGGCCCCAUAUCAAGGAGCAGUUCUACAUGAUUAACCAUUGGCUGGAGACCUUCCGCGAGGACCAUCGCAUGUAGAUUGUCAG